This is a messenger RNA of Caenorhabditis sp. 36 PRJEB53466, 1566 nucleotides long. The record is from the annotation of a GenBank genome assembly. NCBI's taxonomy places the organism in Eukaryota, Metazoa, Nematoda, Chromadorea, Rhabditida, Rhabditidae.
AUGACUGACCUCCCAAAGUCUCCGCUUUUCGCCGCAAUCGAUAAAAAUGAAACGGAGAACGCAAUGGAAUUGCUGAAAACGAAGGAUCAGGCGAAGGAGAAGGAUGCGACUGGGAUGGGCGUGCUCGCUGCCGCCGCUUACAGGUUUUUUAAAAUUAUCCACCACAUCCAAAAAGACAAACAGACAGACGCCUCUUUUGUUUUAAAUACAAGACUUUUGAAGCCCAGGCCCACUGCGCAUUCUUAUUUAAUAAAAAGUAACGGAGUCUGUCUAUUUCUUUCUUGCUUUCUUUCUCCGUUUGUCCGUCCUUUUUUCAUUUCUGAGUUGGGACGGAGAAAUCAAGAAAUGAAAAGCUGAAAUGAGCGUUUGACGCGGCCUAUAGGCCCGCGCAGCGGAACCCGGCUCUAAAAGUCUUGUGAUGAUUAUAAUUUUGUAUAAUUUUAUUGCUGUUUCCAUUUACAGAGGAAAUUUGAAAGUGGUCGAGAAGGCGAUCGAACUGGGUUCCGAUGUGAACGAAAAGACGGAAGACACGCUCUACACGCCGCUUAUGUUCGCCGGAUUGUCCGGGCAGCAGGACGUGUGUCGCGUUCUGAUGGACAACGGCGCCCGCAUGUAUUCCGUGAACAGCAUCGGGAAGACGGCCUCUGAACUGGCGGCGUUCGUCGGACAUCACGAAUGCGUCGCCGUGAUCAAUAAUCACAUUUCAGUGGAUUUGAUUGAAGAGUUUUUGCGGCCGAAGGUCAACGGAGAGAGAGUCGGAGACGAAGAAUACCCGGACGAACUGGCCACUUUCAUCCAUUCUCUGUGCGGUUCGCACGAAGUUCAUCCGGUCAAAAUUAUCUUCCGAUUCGGCAAGUAUCCCGAUUCGAUCAAAUAUAAAAAGAAGGUGACUCACUCAUAAUCUACUCUAUUUUAAUGCUUCCAUUCAGAUUUUGUACGUGAUUGACCGGGUGUUCGAGAGACAGCUCCGAUGCAAAGAGAGCAACGAGAUCAUGUCGCUCAAGCUGUGGCUCAUCCUCUUUUUCAUGCGCGAGACUGCAAAAUACGUGGAAGCGAACAAAGAGAAGUCUCCGGAAGAAGCUUCUCUUCAAUACGCACGGCUCAUUUCCACGUGGAGUGAGGGGGACGAAGUCCGUCGGCCGUUGGACGUGCUCCUCCGAAAUGCGAUCGUCGCGUUCCCCUACAAGCAUUCUCUGCUCCACGACACUCUUCAGAAGGCGCUUGCGAAGAGCACUGUCGGACAAAGGCCUUCAGCGUACGAGUACAUCAUUCAGUCCCUUUUCGGCCAGCGCAUCGUUGCCGUCUGUCAGUUCUGCUCGGUGUGCGGGCAAGUCGGAGCCAAGAAGCGGUGUCCGCAGUGCAAAGUGAGCACAUUCCUUUGGUUUUCUAGUUUCAGACUGUUAAUCAUACUCUUUUCAGCUCAGUUACUGCACGCAAGAAUGCCAGAAAUUCGAUUGGCCAAUCCACAAAAAAGUGUGCUCUUCGCUGAAAGGAAAUCAGGAAGUGAUGGCGGACACGGUCUCUCUGGAAGACAUUCAAACUCAAAUCGGCCAAAUAGAUAUCUGA